Molecule: messenger RNA, 1117 nt
Organism: Thunnus maccoyii (southern bluefin tuna)
Lineage: Eukaryota; Metazoa; Chordata; Actinopteri; Scombriformes; Scombridae
Exons: 3
Coding region: 154-723 (189 amino acids)
Biological process (GO): double-strand break repair via nonhomologous end joining; negative regulation of double-strand break repair via nonhomologous end joining
Cellular component (GO): nucleus; cytoplasm
Source: RefSeq, a predicted model, not a curated record
AUGGUCACAUGACUACAACAAAACGACACUUCCCUACGACAUCCAUGCAGCCUCUUGUUGGUGUUUCCAAUGCAGUUAAUUGUGGACAAUAUAACCAUAUUGUAGACGUAUAAAUGACUUAGGUACAGUUGUGCACGUUUAAAUAACGCCAAUAUGUCAGAGAGGCACCGCGCGCUGCCGCCAUGGAUGUCAAAGAAGGAGGAGAAAGUGAAGGAAAAGGAGCCGCUGAAGACCAGGAGGAAACGGAAAGCUGCAAGGGCUGCUUUCUACUGUAUGAACGAGAAAGAGCUGGUUGAAGCUGCUGUUUCAUAUCUGGCCAACUGUGCUCGCGAGGAUCACGUUGCUCUCCUCACUGAUCAAAAGGUUGAAGACAAGACAGGAGACACCAUCGUGAAGAUGAGUGUGAAAACUGCUGCUUCAAAGUCAAUAACAAAGCCGGUGAUAGAGGCUUCAGAGGAGGAGUCCUCAGACUGCGGCGAUGACCAGGAGUCAACGUAUGUUUCAGAAACAGACUUGGACAUGACAGAAGUGCAAACAGUGCCAUACACCGAGAUCCCUCAGCAUCAGCGCUCUGAGGGUCAGAGUUCAGGACCAGCUCAGGAUCACAGCAGUCUUGUGAGUGCUGGACUGCAGGCUGAGAAAAGAGAGGCGCACUCGCAGAAGCCUGAAGAUGCAGUAGAGGACGAUGCCCUUCGGCUUGUGCGGGAAAUUUUUUUCACCUGAUAAUGGACUCUGUUGAAUUCCACUGAAAUGUUUGCACUAAGCCUUGCAAAAUGUUUGCACCAAAGGGAAAAUCUUAACUUAAAAGGGACUGCUGCAAAAUUUAAGAAUUCACAUAACAGUGAAAGCAAUACUAGCUGCAAACUGGAGAACCAACCCUUUAAUUUGUGAUGUCACUUGGAUGUAAAAUUUCAAAGCUCCUGCACUGAAAUGAGGCGUAUAUUCUGGUGUAUGUUCAAAUGACGGCAUCUAAACCGCAUUUUGGUAGGACAGCUCAAUUUAGCAUCUUACAUAGUGGCAUCACAAAGUCUGCAGCCUGUUCAGCUAUGUCUUUUACACCCCACUGUAUCACAAAUGUAUCAGUUUCUGUUUGAUUAAAACUGUGCUGGGACACUGA